Messenger RNA from Lethenteron reissneri (Far Eastern brook lamprey), 4443 nucleotides. RefSeq names its product histone-lysine N-methyltransferase PRDM9-like. Gene Ontology annotation, biological process: regulation of gene expression. Gene Ontology annotation, cellular component: nucleus. Lineage: Eukaryota; Metazoa; Chordata; Hyperoartia; Petromyzontiformes; Petromyzontidae. The record is from RefSeq and is a predicted model, not a curated record. Gene Ontology annotation, molecular function: protein binding; histone methyltransferase activity.
UCGUGUGGCUGGUGGUCGGGACCUGUGCCUUGGCUGGGCCAGGUCAGGUAGUCUCCUUGAGAGGAGGGUCGUAGUAUUGGUGGGGAGUCGGUGAGUUAGCUUGGGGAGUUAGCUCCCUUGAGAGAACGGGUGAAGAGGCCGUUACCUCUUCAAGUGUGAAGCUGUAACGGGCUCAGAGUUAAUAAAUAUGGGUUGCCUCUACUUCAACUGUCUCUGUCGUCACGGUGUCCACUACAUUAUUAUAAUUAGUUUAUUAAUUAGUUGAGUUGUGAAGAGGCAUGGCCUGCCAUACCCACCGAGGUUCAGCAUGACGGCAUGGUUCUGCUUGAUGUAUGGAAUCAGAUUUACAGAUUCAGAAUAUCAGAAUUAAAAUAUGUAUUGUACUGGAGGAAUCCGAUGAGGUGUCAGGGUCGAGAUGGAACCCGCGACCUCCUGCGUACCAGGCGAGGGAGUUAACAUCUCCUAGCCACCGCUGGUCACCGCACCAACUCCGCCCCCACACCCCCUCCGCCCCCUCACCCCACCGCCCCCUCCGCUCAGACUAAAGCGGAAGCCCUGGAGUACGUGUGGAGCAUCUUGCAGGGCGUGGAGGAGGAGGAGCAGCAGGAGGAGGAGUUCAGGGGAUUUGAGCUGAGGGAGGUGCACAAGGCCAGGAUGGCGAUGUUCAGGCUGGAGCGCAGAGCCACCGCCUGCAAGGAGGCCCUGAGGGUGGCGCUCCAGAGGAUACGUGGAGGCUCCUCCGUGCCGCCGGCCUCCGCCCAGGCUGUGGCGGUGUCGCGCAGCGCUCGCUCUCGCUACGGCCUGCGCCCGCGCGAGAGGAAAGUCUACACAGAGGUGGAGGAGCCCCAGGACGACGACUUCUUCUUGCCACUGCUGCUGCUGCUGUUGCUACUGCGGUUCGCCCUCCUCCUGCUGCUGCUGCUGUGGCUCUCAGUCUGCGAGCUGUGCAGGGAUUUCUACCUGGGGGAGUGCUCCGUGCACGGCCCGCCAGAGUUCAUUGCAGACGCGGCCGUGGCCCCGGGAGUGGCCAACAGGGCCCGGCUCAGCCUGCCCCAGGGCCUCACCGUCGGCGCCUCCUCCAUCGCCGGCGCCGGCCUCGGGGUGUGGAGCAACAGGAAGAAGCUGCCCAAGGGGGUGAUUUUUGGGCCCUACCAGGGAGAGGUGUCUGAGGAGAACCCCGUGAGCGAGUACUGCUGGCUGAUUUACAAAAACAAAAAGGAUCGUGAAUAUGUUGAUGCUCAGGAUGAAUCUAAAUCAAACUGGAUGAGGUUCGUCAACUGCGCGAGGAAUGAGCAGGAGCAGAACCUGGUGGCCUUCCAGCACCGGGGGCAGAUUUACUACCGCACAUUCCGUGCCGUGGGGCCCGGCUCUGAGCUGCUGGUCUGGUACGGCGAGGAGUUCGCCCAGGAGCUGGGCAUCGCCUGCGAGGCCGGGCCCUCGCGACGCCGCAGCAGCAGCAGCAGCGAGAUGGCUCCUAGGGCCACCGCCAGAGACCUGCAGCCCGUGCAGCCUCCACCAAGCGAGGAACACCGUGGAGUGGGUGUGGAGGUCACAAGGCUGCCGUGUCCUGCCUGCAACCGUCAGUUCAUCUGCCGCUCGAGUCUACAGUAUCACGUGCAGAGCAGACACCCCACUAAGCCCAGUAACAAAAGUCAUCAGUGUGACCAAUGUCCAUACAGCACAGACUACAAGAGUACCUUGAAGAAGCACCAGAGAACACACACGGGAGAGAAGCCGUUCAAGUGCACCGUGUGUGAGAAGGCAUUUGCACAUUUACAACAUCUUCACAGCCACCAGAGAACACACACGGGAGAGAAGCCGUUCAAGUGCACCGUGUGUGAGAAGGCAUUUGCACAUUUACAACAUCUUCACAGCCACCAGAGAACACACACGGGAGAGAAGCCGUUCAAGUGCACUGUGUGUGAGAAGGCGUUUGCACAGCUAUCAGAUCUUCACAGGCACCAGAGAACACACACGGGAGAAAAGCCGUUCAAGUGCACCGUGUGUGAGAAGGUGUUUGCAGACCCAUCCAGUCUUUGCCGGCACCAGAGAACACACACCGGCCAGAAUGCAUUUUCUCAUUCCCGUGGAAACAGAAAAGUCAGCCAUCCUGAGCAAAACGCGCACAGCGCCGAGCUGUGAAUUAGUUUUAAACAACAGGCCACGUGACUAGCCGAGGCUGUGCCACUCUUGAAACUGAUUUUGAAUGUGAACACGGAAACCUACGGACCCUCCUACACCUGCCUCACACUCUGUGGGGGGUGGGAGAUUAAACCGACCUGGCCACCCCUCGAUUGCAAGUGCGGAGUUCUAGGUCCCAACCACUGCACGUGUCCCCCCCCACCCCCAUCACCUGGGGGUCCCUGUGUGUGUGAGUGUGCAGAGUCCCCCGUGCAGAGCUGCACUGUUGUUACCCUAGAGGGGGACACCGCAGGGCGAUCCACCUACAGAUACCCCAGUCUGCACGUCUCCCGCCGGUCUCCAUGCGCACCGCGUGCCGUCUCGUAGCCCUGCCCCGUGCGACGUACGUACAGUACGUACAGUACGUACCCAUCCAGCGGUAGACUGAACCGCGGCCGAUGACGAAGGUGGCAUCCGCUCACAAAUCUCCGUGCACUCAGUCCCGUAGCCCUGAGCCAUCGCUUGCGCGAUAUUCACUUUGCCGCUGAGAGGAAAGCUACGGGGAGGAGGUGGGGGGGGGUGUUAGGAGAGGACAUCUGUGGAACGGCUGGAGAUCUGCGAAGAGCUUCAUAGCUCAUCGGAUUCCUGCGGUCUGAAAAAAUAUUCCGAGAGGGCGUUGGGGGAGGGGGGUGUAGGUAUGAUUGGGGCAUCUGCACUUGGAUCACCCUGCGUGUUGUUGCUGCCUCCCCCGUUGAAAAUGUUCCCAGCGUGAACUUAACCCUUUGCCGUCGCGACGACGCCGCGCGCCGUGCGUGAACGUCGUCGUCGGAAUAACAAAACGCAGUAAAAACUAAAGCAACAUUAUCGGUACCGAGGCUCCCACAGGGCCACGCGGGGCAGGGAGUGUGGCACAGUUUUCGCGCCGGCUAGCGCAGAGUGGCGGCGGUCGUGUCGCUACGCUUCUCUGCGGUGAGCAACGACGUCUUUAUAACAACAACAGCAGUGCUGCUGCUGCUGCUGCCACUGCUGCGGUGAACGGUGACAGCCACCCCGUGACCUGUGACCCCCACCCCGUGAACGGUGACACCCACCCCGUGAACGGUGACACCCACCCCGUGAACGGUGACACCCCAUGGGUGGAAAAAACCCGAUUUUUCCAGCUGCAGGCAUCGGGUUUUUUCUUUAACACAAUUAAACCCGAUUUCGGGGAAUUAAAACCUGGUUUAAUGAAUACGAAACUCUGAUAGGCUUAGGCUGCUUCCUCGUCGGUGCUGCUAUGGUACUCGGGGCCGUCGGGCACGGGGUAGUCGUAGAAUGCGGCGGGCAGGUUGGUCUUAAUGAACACGAGCUUCUCCACAAUCGUGGGCGCCAGUGAGUUCCUUAGCUUGGAAUGGAUGAAGCCCAUCGUUGAGAAGUGCGGUUCUGCAAUUAGAACCAAUGAAACCGGAUUUCUCUCAAUCUUAGAUGAUCGGGUUUAAUAUAAAAAGACAAUUAAACCCGAUUGUAAAAAACCCGACUGUGCCACCCUUGUGACACCCACCCUGUGAACGGUGACACCCACCCCGUGAACGGUGACACCCACCGACCCUGCAACUCUGCAGACGUCUCGGACGCGGGAAAGGGUUGAGAGAUUUUCUGCGUCGUCCCGGUUGCUCGCGUGAUGUCGCACGGUGGUGGCGCGCGUUGACUCUUGCACGUUUAAGAAAGUUGAGCGUUAGUUUGUGAUUCUGUUUAAAAUGAUAUAUAUACAUACUUAAACUAACAAACAUUAUCUUGGGAUUCUACCAAGUAAGGUCCAACUGGAUACGUAGUAGCUCUUUUAUCAGACGCGACCACCUGGCCAUCACAAAUGAAAGCUCAACGAAGUGGCUUAUCAUUGUGUGGACAUUUAUAGCGGCCAAAUACUCUGAUUGCGUGAUCUCGAUUCUAAAUGUCGAGGGAAAACCGGAGGACCUGGAGAAAAUCCACACGACCACGGGGAGAGAGAGAGACGCGCAAACUCAAAAUAUACAGCAGGCGUCAGGGUCGGAAUCAAACACACGAUCUCCUGUAUACCAGGAGAGGUAGUUAACAUCUCCACAUGUGUUCAGAGUAUUUGGCUGCUGUAAAUGUCACGUGAUAAGCCACUUCGGUGCGCUGCUGUCAUUUGUGAUAGCCAGGUCGCUACUACACAGCUCAGUGGGGGCCUUACCUGGAAAAGUAAAAUGAUUAAUAAAAAUCUACUGUAUUCUUGGUUCUUUUGGUAAAGUCACGUAGAAGGGAAAUAAUAAAAUAAUAAAAAUGUAAGAAUCAAAUUAACACGACGUUUCGAUUGCAACACAA